UGCCAUCAACUACGGGUAAUGUUUUAGUGACAACCGUCGGUAACUGCUCCCUAUCGUCCUCAACGCACGUCUAUCCCUCCUUUUUUCAUGCACCUAGCUAUCUUUUUUACUUGCUUUUCCUCGCCUAUAUAAUAGCUGUACUUUAGCUUUCUAUAUACUCAUUCCACACUUCGAAGUCAUUAAACCAAUUGAGCGUGAAAAAGUGAGUUAAUAGUUUCUUCAGUUCAGGACAAUAUGCAGGGAAGGAUGUUUGAUCACAUUCAGAAUCUCGAGAAGUCACGCACUAACUGGAAAAUCAAAGCAAGGCUCACACGCUUUUGGCCAACAUUUGCUCCAGAAACAUCAACCAUCAAGGGAUACAAUUUGAUUCUCCUCGACGAUGAUAAUUCUCAUGUGCAUGCAUAUGUUUACCCCGAUAACUGGCGAGCUAUUGGCAAAGAGGUCGCUGAAGGGAAGGUUUAUGUUGUUGAGAACUUUCAGGUCAGAGAUACUAUUGGGAAAUUAAAACCUGUCUCAACAAAGCUUUGCCUUCGACUUCUUAAUAGUACUACCAUUAAGGAAGUGGAGGACGAUGUUAUGAUCCCAAAGCAUAAGUUUGAAUUUAUGGACAUGGGAGACUUGCUUGAGGAGUGUGACCGUUUGUCGGAGAAUCAGAAUCCGGAAUUUGCUUAUGAUGUCAUUGGUGCUGUGGAGGAGUUCGACAAGGUAAAGCGAGUUCCGACAAGAUAUGGGGAGAGAGACCAAACCCGGUUCAUAUUUACGGAUGGCCGUUUAAAAUUCAAAGUAACGCUUUGGGGUGACUUUGCUAGCUCGGUUAGUGAAAGUUUUAAGCCAGAUCUUGAGAAACCUGUGAUAGGCGUGCUCACGAGUGCGAAAUUGUCAACUUUUAGGGAGGAACAUCAAAUUGGAGCCUUGCCGUCGACAAAGAUUUACUUUAACCUCCCAAUUGAUUCAGUUGCUGAAUAUCGUGAAAGAUUGCGGGAAGAAGGUUAUAAACCAGGAAAAGUAUAUGCUGAUUCCACAUCUAAUGCUUCCACAAGGAUUGUUAUUGAGAAGACGUCCUUCAAGCAGAUGAUUGAAGAUCCCGGAAAUUUUCGGUACAAGAGGACUGUAAUGAUCAAGUUUGUCAUUACCAAAGUUGAGGAAGAGGAUAACUGGUGGUUCAAUAGCUGUGUUUCCUGCCAGGCUGAGGUUGAAAAAAUAGACAAAAAAUUCAAGUGUCACGAGUGUAACCGCAGUUUUGGAUACUGUGAGAAAAGGUUUCGCAUUUUUGUUCUGGCUGACGACAGCACGUUACUGACAAAUGUAAUUCUUCUUGACCGAGUUGUUAAGCGUUUGGCUGGCACUACUGUAGCUAAUCUCCUAACUCAGAUUAAACAGGAUAACUCUGUCACUGUUGCAUCUGCUAUCUUGGUAGCAUUAUCGGAAAAGAGGUCAUUGUUCUGCUGCAGUUAACAGAUGCUAAUGUGGCCGGAGAUAGUAAUCUCUACAAUGUAGUAGAUUUGUGUGAUUCUGCAAUGUACGAAGGUGCAAUGGUUUUGGCAUCACCAACUCAGGCUACCAGUUCAUUUUCUAUGGAGGGUGACUCUGUUGUUCCUGGCAUUGAGCUUUUUGAAACUCCAGGUUCAUCUCAUUCAGCCACAAAGAAAAUCAAAGUGGAGGAUACCCCAGCAUGAUGCUACAAGCGGCUUGAUUAUGCACCCCUGUGCUGCGGCCUGUGCUCUUUUUUCUGCAAUUACUAGACGUUUUCAAUUUGUUUCAAGAAGUUUUUUUUGUUCUCCACUGUGAUUGGAGUGUUUCCCUAAGUUGUUCUGUUUUAUUCCAGUUUCAGGACAAGGUCUUAUGUCUUAGUUUUUGUUGAAUUGUUUUCCAGAUGUAUUGGAUCCAAAUGCUUUCAGUCUAUCGUUGUUUAUGCAAAACUAUCUCAUAAUUUGCACUUG
This is a messenger RNA of Daucus carota subsp. sativus, 1940 nucleotides long. RefSeq lists its product as uncharacterized. The coding region runs from base 235 to 1455 and encodes 406 amino acids. The record is from RefSeq and is a predicted model, not a curated record. Lineage: Eukaryota; Viridiplantae; Streptophyta; Magnoliopsida; Apiales; Apiaceae. The transcript is spliced from 11 exons.